Messenger RNA from Toxoplasma gondii ME49, 3438 nucleotides. RefSeq names its product lipase. The transcript has 7 exons. Gene Ontology annotation, biological process: lipid metabolic process. The coding region runs from base 1 to 3438 and encodes 1145 amino acids. The record is from RefSeq and is a predicted model, not a curated record. NCBI's taxonomy places the organism in Eukaryota, Apicomplexa, Conoidasida, Eucoccidiorida, Sarcocystidae.
AUGAAGGAUUCCAAUGUUGAGAAUCAUCAGCGGUUGGGCACGCCGCUCCGAAAGUGCCGCACUCGGCUCCUUUCAGCAUUCGCCGUUCUCAUCGCCCUCGCCUGUUUCGCGCGGUUGAGCCACCAGACGGGGAUCGGCACCCCGAUCGCCCCUGCUAGGAAGGAUGACACGGUGGCUGAUCAAGCAAAUGUACCACAGAACUCCCGUAGUGAGAAGGAUCGCAGUCCCACCCAGAAGGUUGAUCCUGCAAUGAGAACUGGAAACGUGGAAGCUGGGGCAGUAUUAGAGGUCAACAAACAGCAAUCCGUGGCACGUGACACAGAAGAAAAAACGUCGCCAGCUAGGCCACUUCACAGUGAGUUUGCUGGUCUCGUUCCACACCAAGCACAUGAUCCAAAAGUAUCGAAGCAUGCGACGAAGAGGAAGCAUCGUGGUGGGCGUAUUGCAGAAGCUGUUCAUGAGAAAGAAAUACAGCUUUCACCGUCUCUUGCUACAGCGCCGAAGGCCGCGACUUCUAGACAGAUCGGAGGAGUAACCAACAAAAAAGGUGAUAACGUCAUUGGUGAGAAGAAACCUGUGGGAAAUCAGGCAGACGAGGAUGCCAAAGUUACGGCGGAAAUUGGGCUCCUCAGAACCGAACCAUCAGAACCGGAUGCGUCGUCGUCGUCGGAAGGUUUUGGAGAGUCAGAUGCGUCUUCGAUGACUUAUGACGACUCGUGGCUCAAGUGGAUGUACGGAGAUGCAGAGGAAGAGCACUUAAACGAGACGUCAACUGCUGACGAAUUUGUUAACGACAUGCAUGAAAACAGUGACCAGGUAAAAGAGGGUAGUGACAGUGGUCAAGAGCCUUCGAGUGCGACUCUAGGCGCAACAUCACAAGACAUCACUGGAGAUCUGCAAAACGCUCUCCAGAAUGAGAGUGACGUGGCAAAUGCUGCGAGGGACGCAACAGAGUCUGCCAUUCGUGGAUCGGCUCAGAUAGAUGAGGAUGGAGAAGAGGAGCCGAAGACUGUAGAACGUGAGAUUGGCUCACCGCUUCCCGACUGGCGUACUCCGGCCCUGUCUCAGACCGCGGACCGAGGCGUUAGCGGGGCCAAUAAAAGCAGUGGUGCACGUGACUCUUCUGCUCGAGCGGGCAUCAAGGAAAGCGGACAAGGGGAGGGCAAAGGCGAUGCGGAUGCUCGUCAACGGGAAGAGCCAACGGGUCAUGACUCUGCUUCACGUGUCCGUUUGGUCCCGGCAAGUAUGAGCAUGGCGCGUGCGUGGUGGGCAGUGAGCGAGAAUGAAGCGACCUCGUCUACAUUCCUCAUCGAUGCAUCUUCAACGUCUCUGGUAUUCCGCAACCAAACGUUCCCCCUGGAGGCGGGCAGCGUCUCAGAGAACCACGAUGUGCGAAACUUUGGAACUGUUCGCUCCGCAAACGUUGUCGCGUACCGGCACCAGAUGGCGUGCGGUGAGUUUCAGACAACCCUGCACCUUAUAAAUGAGAUGCCGUCCAUGUACAGCGUUGUCUGUACACUCGCCCACCUCAGUGCACUCGCUGAGGAAGCCGCUGCGGGACUGCAUGUGCCCGUUCAAUCGGCUGCAGUCCGCGCCCUGGCGAAAGUGAGCCGGUUAGCCAAUGCGAGGAAACACGCGAUUGAAGUGGCUCUCGCCAUGCGGAAACAUGUUGCCGAUGCGGCAUCGCGUCAGGAUUCUGUCAACCUUGGGCUUUUACUCAACAGCGUCAUGAUGGAACAACCUCAUCUCCGACCUGUCGGCACCGCUCUCAUGAUGAUGCUGAUGGAAUGCCGAGCCAGUUUGCCGUAUUUUCUGCGGGAGCAGAACGGCUACCCAGUCACACGUCCGGAAACUGUCCCCCAACCUCCUCACUUGCGUCAUAUGGAUGCAACUGACGCCAGGAUUCGCAUUCCUGUGGAUGCGCCCACUGUUUUCCCCAUCACGAUUGUGCCACCAUCUGGAGCUGGAGCGCACGCGUCAACAGAGAACGAGCCCUGGCGUCAGCCAAUGUACAAGGUUUUCUCCAGGUUGUGGUUCUUUGUUAUGCACGCCUAUCGCAUCGGUGAACGAUUUGACGACGUCUACAAAACGAAGCACGUGGACAAAAUCUUCCCGUCGCCUUGGCGGGUCACGUAUGUUGGCGUCGCUCUCUGGACUGAGUGGUUUCCCUUUCAUGAUGCCAAUAACCGGAUCUCUCCCGGAGGCCAGGAGGCGCUGGAGAAGUACAAGCUCAGGACAGUCUUGAAGCGCGUCCCGUACAGCCUUAAGAAACAGCUGUAUGUCGAAGAAACCCCGGAGACCCCUGCGCGUGUCAAAGGUGUUCUCCGACCGUUCACGGUCGACAAAUGUGAUCGCGAUUCAACCUAUGCAUCGACGGAAGCGUCUCCAUUUGUGGUGUUGUUGGAGAAGCGCCCGGAUGCUGCAGGAACUGGGGAACAAAAGAAAGCAGGAGAUGAACAGACGCUGAAGAUGCAUGACGCAGACGCUGUGUGGGUCAUCAAAGGCACGGACGGUGUUAAGCCAUGGGUCGUGAAUGCGCUGCUGCAAGUGGUCAAGGACCCGACUUUUUCGGAAGAGGGACUCGUUCACCAAGGUUUCUCAAGUUUCUUCCACCACGGUCUCCGUCGCCCUCUCACACGUUUUGCGUCAAAGGUAGCCAAAGCGGCCCGUGAACGAACUCGAGAGGACCCGUACUCCGUUGUGGUGACCGGCCACUCUCUUGGAGGCGCGCUGACGCUUCUUUCUGUCUGGUUCCUCGCCAGGACUCUGAAGCCUUACGUCGACGCGGGUGUAGUCGUCAUCUAUGGCGUCGUGUACGGCUCUCCAACGAUUGGAGACGCCGUUGCUUUACAAGAGCUAAAUUCAUGCGGCGCCAAAAUUUUCCGCGUACGUAUCGACCUGGAUCCGGUCCCGAUGAUGGGACAGACUGCAGGUGUCACCAAGCUCUACAAAGACGACAAAGACGACAUUGUGCUUCGCACGAACGACCUCGCAAACGUGACAUUGUGGAACCCAGAUGGGUCGUUGCUGUACAGCGGCCUUGUGUGGCUUCUGGACGCGGUGCAACCGUUUCGCAGGAGAAAGAAACUUCUUCGAUUGUUCGCCCGGCAUUUUGCUCUCCCGCAAUUCGUCCACACGUACAAUAACCCAAUGUACACCCACUUGCAUCUCUUACCGUGUAUCUUCACCAUCCUCACCGGCAUGUAUGAGGAAUAUGCGUGGAGUAGCUACUGCGCGGCACCGCUUCUCAGACGGUACCCGCUCUUCCCUUCCGUCUUGUCAGCAGAGUUAGAGGAAGAAAUGAAGCGUGUCCAUGAGCAAGAACUUCCUGGUGUCCUCAAACGGCUCGAGUCAAGACUGAAGAAUGAAUCUUGGGCUCGGAAGACACAGAAGCUCUUUCAGGCCGGGUUAGGGUUUUUCAGCAGAAAAAUCCAGUGA